CCUCAGGGUGGUAAGUACAUUGGCAAGACAUCAUCACACAGUGUCUGUCCGGUUGUGGACACUGAUCUCACCGGGGACACUUAGACACCGGGACAGGCGGGACACUUCUUCUUUGAGCUGAAACGUUAAUCCCGGAAGUUGUAGUUCUGAGGAGCCGAGUGAACAUGGGGUAGCUCAGGUGGACAGUUUGACAGGCUUCACGAACUUCAGUCCCCGGGACACACUCCGUCAGGCUGAAGUCCAGAGGGUCGGUCACACAGGAGCACAGAGAGGAGGAGUGAUUUACUUCGUGCUGUCCGGAGACACGUUCGGUCGCGUUGCGCUCACUAGAGUCGUGUUUCCAAUGGAGAGCUCCUCUGUGUUUGGUGUUCGUCUGCCCCUGAAGCAAAGGUACUUUCUGCUGCUCUGCAUCGCUGCGGGAGCCAUCAUCACUUAUCACAAGUUCACGAGGAAAUACCCUGUUGAAAUCAAGAGAAUGAGCAGGGUGGCGGGUCUGACAGCCAACACGUCCCAGUUCACUCUGGAGGGAAAACCCUUCCGCAUCUUGGGGGGCUCCAUCCACUACUUCCGUGUCCCAAGAGCCUACUGGCAGGAUAGACUGAUGAAGCUGAAGUCUUGUGGCCUCAACACCCUCACAACAUAUGUGCCAUGGAACCUCCAUGAGCCUGAGCAAGGGGUGUUCAACUUUGAGGAUCAGCUGGAUUUAGAAGCCUUCCUCCACCUCGCAUCCAGCCUGGGCCUCUGGGUGAUUUUGCGCCCAGGGCCCUACAUCUGUGCUGAGUGGGAUUUAGGGGGACUACCCAGCUGGUUGCUACGGGAUAGAAACAUGAAACUGAGAACGACAUACCAGGGAUUCACCGACGCGGUCAACGCCUUCUUCGAUCAACUCAUCAAGAAAGUUGUUCCGCACCAGUUCUCCAAAGGUGGCCCCAUUAUCGCAGUACAAGUGGAGAAUGAAUACGGCUCCUAUGCUAAGGAUAAAGAAUACAUGCCAUUCAUCAAAGAGGCGUUAUUGUCAAGGGGCAUCACAGAACUGCUGAUGACCUCCGACAACAAGGAAGGACUAAAGCUUGGAGGAGUGAAAGGAGCUCUUGAAACCAUCAAUUUUCAGAAAUUGAACCUGAAUGACAUUAAGUAUUUGGAUGAAAUACAGCCUCAGAGGCCUAAAAUGGUGAUGGAAUACUGGUCGGGAUGGUUCGAUCUUUGGGGGAACCUUCAUCACGUGUAUACAGCAGAGGACAUGAUACCUGUGGUCACAGAGAUACUUGUAAUGGACUUGUCCAUCAAUCUCUACAUGUUCCAUGGAGGGACAAAUUUUGGCUUCAUGAAUGGAGCAUUUGCUGUUGGAAUACCGGCACCUAAACCUAUGGUAACAAGCUACGAUUACGAUGCUCCAUUAUCCGAGGCUGGGGAUUACACCUCCAAGUACCAUCUUCUGAGGAAUGUAUUCAGCCACUACCACAUCCACCCUCUCCCUGAACUGCCUCCUCUCCGGGAGAGGAGAGCGUACCAGCCUGCUGUCGUCCAGCAGCACCUGUCUCUGUGGGACAUUCUGCAUUUCACUGACAAGCCGUUGAAGUCAGAAAAGCCAAUAAACAUGGAGAAUCUCCCUGUCAACAAUAACAAUGGUCAGUCGUACGGCUACACGCUGUAUGAGACCAUCAUCACCAGAGGAGGACUCCUCAACUCGAAGAACAACAUCAGAGACAGAGCGCUGGUUUUUGUGGACAAAAUUUUUGUUGGUGUCCUGGAUUAUAAAACACAAGAGCUGGCACUUCCUGAUGGGAAGGGAAGAAGAACUCUAGGUUUACUGGUGGAGAACUGUGGAAGAGUGAAUUAUGGGCAAACUCUGGAUGAGCAGCGCAAAGGUCUGGUCGGAGAUAUCGAGUUAAACAAGGAGGUCCUACGAGACUUCAUUAUUCAUAGUCUGGAUAUGAAGCCAGGCUUCCUUAACAGAAUUGAGAAUUCAGGCCACUGGAAGUCUAUGCGAGAGCAGCAGUCCUUCCCAACCUUUUUCCAGGCCAAACUCUAUGUGAACGGUUCUCCUAAAGACACCUUCAUCAAACUCCCUGGAUGGAGUAAAGGAGUCAUCUUCAUCAAUGGCAAGAAUCUUGGACGCUACUGGUCCAUCGGUCCUCAGCAAACUCUCUAUGUCCCUGGUCCCUGGCUUCACAGGGGAGACAACCAGGUGUUACUGUUUGAAGAGCAGGAAACAGAUGGUAAGGUCCUGUUCACCACCACCCCUGACUAUGGCAUGGCUGUCGAUGUCUAGUAUGGACUGGUGGGCGGAUGAGGAGAGGAGGACGAUGGGAGAGUAGCUGGGAAGGUCAGAACUGAAGCGUCAGCCGCGAGUUGGAUCUACACGGGCACCCCACACGUGGCCGACACCAGCAACAACCACAAGUGAUACGUCAGUAAACGUGACAUUUGGUGUUCUACCAGAAGACGCAGCCGCAUUAUCCGCUUCCUCACAUCAACUUCUCAUUUUAGUGACUGUACUCAUGACACUCUGUUGAAUAAUUUCUAUUCAGUUUAGCAACAGUAUCAUUAACGUCCACUUAUACACUCCAUAAUUUGAGACCAAGAGACUGGGAAAGAGAAUGAUCUUGAUUAUAAUGAAGUGUUAGAAACUCUCCUUCUUCACAGACUUAAUUUAUACACUUCAUCCAGACUGUAUUCAUAGAAUGUGUGAAUAAAGACUGCUGUGACCUCUGUGUCAGUAGUCAAGGCCAACGAAGCCCCUGAACUGCUUUAUUUAUCCCACAUACUGUGAGCCUGUUUGCUUGGUUGCUUUUUCAAAUUUACCUUCGUAUUAAAUGCUGUGAGCUCAUGCAGAGGAGUCAAUCUUGCAAGCUGUGUUUGAAAUCUUUUUUUAAAUUCUCAUCUGUUGUCUGUAGCGCCAACCAGCCUGGAAACCGACACAAAUGUGUUUUUUUAAGGACUGAUGCCAUGGUGAUACUGUGCUGUCACAUUUGAAAACUAGUAAGUGCAGGCUAAUGACAUGAUAUGCAUGAGUAAUUCCAAUUUAAGAGGUUGUCAGGUUUCCCAUGCUGCUGAAAUCCUGGAGUGGAUUUCGUCAAAUAAUUCAUUAAAACAAAAUUUACAGAAAACAUGAAACACUGAAUAUAGUACAGUCCACAUGUCUGACCUGGCACGUGAUAAAAUGCUGUUAAAUACAAUGUAAACUGACUUCAAAUGAAAUUUUACAUGAAUUACAAAACAUCAGUAACUGCAUGAAUACAACAAAUGCUCAAGCAAAACUUACUUGUUUUAAGUACCUACAUAAAGAAAGGGUUUGCACUUUGGUUAUAUAUUUUUUUCCUCCUUAGGCAGACGUUUUUAAUACUUUCUACCUUGAUAGCUAUGUUUUUUUUUUUUCCAUAUCAUCACAUUUUACAAGCUAAUUUAGUAAAUCACCAGUGGGAAACUAGGUAGUUGUAACAAAGACAUUUUGAAUGUACGAUCUAUCCAUCUAUUCCAUCCACUUUAGGUUUAACGGCUGUGCAAGAAAAUAUCAAUUAAUAAUACAAAUGGAUCAAUUUGUAAUUGUUGAGUGUUAUUUUUAUUAAAAUUUUUCAACUGUU
Paralichthys olivaceus (Japanese flounder) is the source of this 3584-nucleotide messenger RNA. RefSeq names its product beta-galactosidase-1-like protein 2. Gene Ontology annotation, biological process: carbohydrate metabolic process. NCBI's taxonomy places the organism in Eukaryota, Metazoa, Chordata, Actinopteri, Pleuronectiformes, Paralichthyidae. Gene Ontology annotation, molecular function: beta-galactosidase activity. Gene Ontology annotation, cellular component: vacuole. The record is from RefSeq and is a predicted model, not a curated record.